AAACCCCCACAUUUUCCUAUUCUCACUGUGGUAUUAAAAAGAAAUUUCCAGUAAUUAUUAUGACCUUUUAUUGUAAAUUUCUGUGACUCCAGUAAAUUGCAUUUUAAGUGGUUUGCAGAACAGUGCCAACACCUGUAUUUUAAAAUUUAAACAAUUCGUCCUCCUUUUAUUGCUAAUGGCUGUAGUAUAGGCAGUUCACUACCUUGUUUAAAUAGAUUUCAAGUAACUUGUAAUUGCUAAUCAUUUUAGCAGGUGGCAGGAGGUUAGCAAUCAAUAUCACAUGAAAGUGUUGCAAAAAAGGGUCAGGAAUCAAUAGAACAUUCUUCUUCCCACAGAAACACAGCCUACUCAGAUGGUUGUCCUCAUUGUACUUCUUGUAGAUUCAGAGGCACAUUUCUUAUGGAAAAAUCGACAAAUUAGGGAAAUAGACAAAAUGUCACCAACAUCAUGACAGAGAUGCCAUGUGUUAUCAAGAACAUAUUCUGAGAGAUGGAGGAGAGGGCAUAUAAUUUUGUACAGAGACUAAGGCUCCAAAAUAAAGUUCUUAUCUUUAAUCAAUUGUGUGGUUUGUCACUGAUCUGCUUUCUUUUGCCUGUAUUUUUUAAAUGUGUUAUACAUACAAUCAGCUCAGUAUGUAGAAUUCUAUGAGGUGGUUAAAGACAUAUGCUCAAAUAGAACAUGUAGAAUUUUAUCAGGCUGAGACAAAAUAAUACCUCAAUAAAUGUCAGCUUCACGUUUGUUUCUUAGGCAUUAAAACAUUUUAACUACUGAUAAUGAUAAUGUAAGUUAUUUCACGAAAAAAUACAAAAAUAUUUACUGUUGUUUUACAUACAAUAGAUUUUCAUAUAUAUUGUCUUCCCUCCCUUGUUAGCUAGAAAGUAGACUUGCAUUUAUUACACAGUUCAUUACCAUGUCUACAGAUACAUGUGUUCCUGCACUUUUCAUAAAUGUUCAUUGUUUAACAUUAAAAUAUUCUGCAAACCUUUUAAAGUCAUUAAAGUACUUUUGAAGUAAAGCAUAAGAAGAGAUUCAAGAAAGAAAAGAAUCUCUUUCUUGUUUGUGCCUUUAAUUGUUUUCUGGGGAGAGAUUAUAAGAACCAGAUUUCCUCUGUGUACCUGUUUGGGAGGAGAGGACCUAGGAAUAGCAGUCCUAGAAAUUUAGAGAGGGGUUAAGGUUGGACUUCGGCUAAACCCCAUGAGUAAGCUCUAGAGAAAAAUAAAUUUAGAAAUGAGAAAAGUGAUUUAAAAAAAAAAAAAAAGGCAGCAUGCACAUCACCUCAGUGGGUGAUCUCUAGCAAUCUCCUCUUUGCUCAUGAAAAUACUAAAAACAAAACAAAAUCCCUCAAUUCUUGUAAACUAAGGAGGAAAAAAUAAAAGACAACCAAAAAGGAAAUUCUCUAUUUUUGCACUUUGGAGCCUGCUGCGUGUGGGUCCCGCUUGCCGCCUACCCUUGACUCCCUUGGGGGAGUCUUUCUUGGGAAUUAAAUUGGCCCUCCCCGCAGUCGUCAGAGCACUCAUUUCCAGAAAGUGUAAUCAGGUGUGGCUGGGACAGAGAGAAAGGGUUGCCACUCAACUGUUGCAGAAGCGCGAAGCCGAGCAGGCAUCUGCUGAGACGCGGUCAGAGACCAUCGACUCACCCCCAGGGCUUUUGGAAACAAAGAGGAAUCAAGCAGAACCUUAAGUCUCCUCAAGCUCAGUAAUCGCUAGCUAAGGACAAUUCCGCGUGGACGCCACUCUCUGUUUUACAAACGGACUCUCCAGUCCCAGGGUCGUGACCAACCAAGCCUCCGUGAGGAACUAGCUGGUAAUCACCGCGUCGCAGUGACAAGCAAGUUUUGUUUGCACUUUCAGAGACACACAAAAAAAUAGCAUGGCAUGAAACAUGGCUCAGUUCUAUUACAAAAGAAAUGUUAACGCCCCCUACAGAGACCGCAUCCCUCUCAGGAUAGUCCGAGCAGAAUCGGAACUCUCACCAUCGGAGAAAGCCUACUUAAAUGCUGUGGAAAAGGGAGAUUACGCGAGUGUCAAGAAAUCCCUAGAGGAAGCUGAAAUUUACUUCAAGAUCAAUAUUAAUUGCAUUGAUCCUCUUGGAAGAACGGCUCUCCUCAUUGCAAUCGAAAACGAGAACCUGGAGCUCAUUGAACUUCUCUUAAGCUUUAACGUCUAUGUUGGAGAUGCUCUGUUACACGCUAUCAGGAAGGAAGUCGUCGGAGCUGUCGAGCUGCUAUUGAACCACAAAAAGCCCAGUGGAGAGAAACAGGUGCCUCCCAUACUCCUUGACAAGCAGUUCUCUGAAUUCACUCCAGACAUUACACCCAUCAUUUUGGCAGCCCAUACAAAUAAUUACGAGAUAAUAAAACUUUUAGUUCAGAAGGGUGUCUCGGUGCCCAGACCCCACGAGGUGCGCUGUAACUGCGUCGAAUGUGUGUCCAGCUCAGACGUGGACAGCCUCCGCCACUCCCGCUCCAGACUCAACAUCUACAAGGCCCUGGCCAGCCCCUCGCUCAUCGCCUUGUCCAGCGAAGACCCUUUUCUCACGGCCUUUCAGCUAAGUUGGGAGCUCCAAGAACUGAGUAAGGUGGAAAAUGAAUUCAAGUCGGAGUAUGAGGAGCUGUCACGACAGUGCAAACAGUUCGCGAAGGACCUGCUGGAUCAGACGAGAAGUUCCCGAGAGCUGGAAAUCAUUCUCAAUUACCGGGAUGACAACAGUCUCAUCGAAGAGCAAAGUGGAAAUGAUCUCGCGAGACUCAAAUUGGCCAUUAAGUACCGUCAAAAAGAGUUCGUCGCUCAGCCCAACUGUCAACAGCUGCUGGCGUCCCGCUGGUACGAUGAGUUUCCCGGCUGGAGGAGGAGACACUGGGCCGUGAAGAUGGUGACGUGUUUCAUAAUAGGACUUCUUUUCCCCGUCUUCUCUGUGUGCUACCUUAUAGCUCCCAAAAGCCCCCUGGGACUGUUCAUCCGAAAGCCUUUUAUCAAGUUCAUCUGCCACACGGCGUCCUAUCUGACUUUUCUGUUCCUGCUGCUGCUUGCCUCUCAGCACAUCGACAGGUCAGACUUGAACAGGCAAGGCCCACCACCAACCAUCGUCGAGUGGAUGAUAUUACCGUGGGUCCUGGGUUUUAUAUGGGGAGAAAUUAAACAAAUGUGGGAUGGUGGACUUCAAGAUUACAUCCAUGAUUGGUGGAAUCUAAUGGAUUUUGUGAUGAACUCCUUAUAUUUAGCAACAAUCUCCUUGAAAAUCGUUGCAUUUGUAAAGUACAGUGCUCUUAACCCACGAGAAUCCUGGGACAUGUGGCAUCCCACGCUGGUGGCCGAAGCUUUAUUUGCUAUCGCAAACAUAUUCAGUUCCCUGCGCCUGAUCUCACUGUUCACGGCCAAUUCUCACCUGGGGCCUCUGCAGAUAUCUCUGGGAAGGAUGCUCCUGGACAUUCUCAAGUUUCUAUUCAUCUACUGCCUCGUGCUGCUAGCAUUUGCAAAUGGCCUAAAUCAGCUGUACUUCUAUUAUGAAGAAACAAAAGGGUUAAGCUGCAAAGGCAUACGAUGUGAAAAGCAGAAUAAUGCAUUUUCAACGUUAUUUGAGACACUCCAGUCCCUGUUUUGGUCAAUAUUUGGGCUCAUCAACUUAUAUGUGACCAAUGUCAAGGCACAGCAUGAAUUCACUGAGUUUGUUGGUGCCACCAUGUUUGGGACAUACAAUGUCAUCUCUCUGGUUGUCCUACUCAACAUGUUAAUAGCUAUGAUGAAUAAUUCUUACCAACUUAUUGCUGAUCAUGCAGACAUAGAAUGGAAAUUUGCUCGAACAAAGCUUUGGAUGAGUUAUUUUGAAGAAGGCGGUACCUUGCCUACUCCCUUCAAUGUCAUUCCGAGCCCCAAGUCUCUCUGGUACCUGAUCAAAUGGAUAUGGACACACUUGUGCAAGAAAAAGAUGAGAAGAAAGCCGGAAAGCUUUGGAACAAUUGGGAGGCGAGCUGCUGAUAAUCUGAGAAGACACCACCAAUAUCAAGAAGUCAUGAGGAACCUGGUCAAGCGAUAUGUGGCCGCUAUGAUCAGAGACGCCAAAACUGAAGAAGGCCUGACUGAGGAGAACUUUAAGGAACUGAAGCAGGACAUUUCGAGCUUCCGCUUUGAAGUCCUGGGGUUGCUGAGAGGUAGCAAGCUUUCUACUGUACAGUCUGCUCAGGGCACAAAGGAGUCCUCUAACUCAGUGGACUCGGAUGAAAAGAGUGAUAACGAAGGCGGCAGCAAGGACAGGAAAAAGAACUUCAGCCUUUUCGACUUGACCACCCUGAUUCACCCGCGAUCUGCAGCUAUUGCUUCCGAGAGACAUAACAUCAGCAACGGGUCUGCCCUGUUGAUGCAGGAACCCCCGAGGGAGAAGCAGAGGAAAGUGAAUUUUGUGACCGAUAUCAAACACUUCAGCUUAUUUCACAGACGAUCAAAACAACAUGCUGCUGAGCAAAAUGCAAACCAAAUCUUCUCUGUUUCAGAAGAGGUGGCUCGUCAGCAAGCUGAAGGACCCCUGGAGAGAAACGUCCAAUUGGAAUCUCGAGGAUUAGCUUCAAGGGGUGACUUGAACAUCCCGGGUCUCAGCGAACAAUGUAUAUUAGUAGAUCAUCGGGAAAGAAAUACAGACUCCCUGAGUUUACAAGUGGGCAAGAGAGUGUGCGCCUUCAAGUCGGAGAAGGUGGUGGUGGAGGACACUGUUCCAAUCAUACCAAAGGAGAAACAUACAAAGGAAGAGGACUCUAGUCUAGACUAUGAUGCAAACCUCUCAGACACGGUCACCCACGAAGAUUACGUGACCACAAGACUGUGAUGCUGGAAGGAGGAAGUGUUUAGCAUCCAUAACACACAUUUUCUGUAGUGCUCUGGGUGGGGGGAGAUGUUUAAACGUUGAUUAGCCAAUGCUAACUUACACUUUAUAGCAUUUAUCACCUGUGGCAUAUUAACCUGUAACAUUUAAAUAAGGCAAAAGCUAUCAAAAACCCUUGUUUUGUAGCCUGCUUUUGCUUUCACAAUUUGUUUCACAAUUUUUUCUGUUGUCAUUGUAAAGAAAUAAAUGCACCUUGUAUUCUUGUAUUGUU
Molecule: messenger RNA, 5083 nt
Organism: Sus scrofa (pig)
Lineage: Eukaryota; Metazoa; Chordata; Mammalia; Artiodactyla; Suidae
Gene: TRPC4
Product: transient receptor potential cation channel subfamily C member 4
Biological process (GO): regulation of cytosolic calcium ion concentration; calcium ion transmembrane transport
Cellular component (GO): cation channel complex; plasma membrane
Molecular function (GO): inositol 1,4,5 trisphosphate binding; store-operated calcium channel activity; protein binding
Source: RefSeq, a predicted model, not a curated record